Psammomys obesus (fat sand rat) is the source of this 930-nucleotide messenger RNA. RefSeq names its product olfactory receptor-like protein OLF1. Gene Ontology annotation, cellular component: membrane. NCBI's taxonomy places the organism in Eukaryota, Metazoa, Chordata, Mammalia, Rodentia, Muridae. Gene Ontology annotation, biological process: G protein-coupled receptor signaling pathway; sensory perception of smell. Gene Ontology annotation, molecular function: olfactory receptor activity; G protein-coupled receptor activity; odorant binding. The record is from RefSeq and is a predicted model, not a curated record.
AUGGAAUUUACAAAUGGAAACUAUCUGGUCACCGAAUUUAUCCUGUUAGGUUUUCCAACACAGCCUGAACUUCAAAUCAUCUUAUUCCUUUUGUUUCUGACAUUGUAUGGCAUGAUUUUAGUAGGAAAUAUUGGCUUGAUGUUGUUAAUUAGGACGGACCAGCACCUUCAAACCCCUAUGUACUUUUUCCUCAGCAACCUUUCCUUUGUAGACCUCUGUUAUUCCUCAGUUAUUGUUCCCAACAUGCUCGUCAAUUUCCUGUCAGCAAAGAAAUCUAUUUCCUACCUCGGUUGUGCCCUGCAAUUUUAUUUCUUCUGUACAUUUGCAGAUACUGAAUCCUUUAUCUUGGCAGCCAUGGCCUAUGAUCGCUAUGUAGCCAUCUGCAAUCCUUUGUUGUACACAGUUGCAAUGUCCAGGGGUCUCUGCAUAUGGCUGAUUGUGCUUUCAUAUGUUGGCGGCAACAUGAGUUCCCUGGUUCACACAUCCUUUGCCUUCAUUCUGAAAUAUUGUGACAAAAAUGUCAUUAAUCAUUUCUUCUGUGACCUGCCCCCUCUGCUGAAACUCUCCUGUAUGGACACGUCCAUUAAUGAGUGGCUACUUUCCACAUAUGGGAUCAUCUGUUUCUUCAUCAUCAUUGUUUCCUAUUCUUUCAUCCUUCGCUCAGUCUUGAGGAUACCCUCUACAAGUGGGGGAAAGAAAACCUUCUCCACUUGUGCCUCGCACCUGUCCUCCAUGGCAAUCUAUCAGGGAACACUUCUCUUCAUUUAUUCUCGGCCUAGCUCUCUCUAUUCCCCCAAUACUGAUAAAAUCAUCUCAGUGUUCUACAUCAUUAUCAUCCCAGUGUUGAACCCACUGAUUUAUAGUUUGAGAAAUAAAGAUGUAAGAGAUGCUGCCAAGAAAGCGCUAAGCUCUAAAGUACAAUCUCCAUGA